AUGAAUGAGAAGGCGGACAGCGACAGUGUGAAGAGCCAUUCUGGCGACGAGGAGAGACACAUCGGGAAUGUGGGCAACAAGCAUGAACAAGAUGCGUUCAAUGCUUUGCAUGAUCCCGAUGCUGGCAAGAGCGACGAGGAGAGGGCGAGGAUUGACAAGAAGCUCGUCCGCCGUCUCGACCUAAUGCUCAUCCCAUGGCUAUCCUUCCUCUACCUCGUGAGCUUCCUAGACCGCACAAACAUCGGCAACGCCAAAAUCGACGGCCUCAUCAAAGACCUCAACAUGACGAGCGGCGAGUACAACGCCUGCCUCUCCCUCUUCUUCGUCAGCUACGCGGGCUUCGAGCCGCUCACGAACAUUUUGCUCAAACGCCUGCGGCCUAGCGUCUUCAUCCCGUUGAUCAUGGUCCUGUGGGGUAUCUGCAUGUGCUGUAUGGGGCUUGUGCACAAUUUCAGUGGACUGGCGGCGGCGCGGUUCUUUUUGGGUGUAGCUGAGGCUGGGUUGUUUCCCGCCGCUCUCGCAGGCUCCUUCGGUGGCCUCCUCGCCGCAGCCAUAGCACUCAUGGACGGCAUCGGCGGCAAAGACGGCUGGUCCUGGAUCUUCAUCCUCGAAGGCCUCGCCACUGUCUUGAUCGGCAUCGUCUCGUACUGGAUGGUCCACGACUUCCCCGACGACGCCCGCUUCCUCAGCGACGACGACCGCGCCCGCGUCAUCCGCCGCCUGAAAUCCGACCGCCAGUCCUCCGCCGAGCACGAAGAGUUUAAAAUGUCCUACUUCUGGGCCUCAGCCAAGGACUGGAAGACCUGGGCUUUCGCCGUCGUCUACAUGGGUUGCGACGGGCCCCUCUACGCCUUUAGCCUCUUCCUGCCCACUAUCAUUGAAGACUUGGGAUACGAGAGCAGCACUACUGCUAACCUCCUCAGCGUCCCGCCUUAUGCUGCAGCAGCCAUCCUCACCAUCACCAUAGGGUGGUACGCCGACCGCACGCGCUUACGAGGCUGGUGCAACAUCUGCGUCUCCGUCCUCGGCAUCAUCGGCUUCAGCAUGCUGCUGGGCAGCACCGACCCGGGCGUCAAAUAUGCCGGAACCUUCUUGGGAGCGUUGGGGAUCUACCCUUGCAUCGCCAACACGAUCGUCUGGUGCGCGAACAACGUCGAGGGCGUGUAUAAGCGCGGCGUGACGCUGGGGUUCGUGAUUGGGUGGGGGAAUUUGAACGGGAUUAUGUCGAGUAAUGUGUAUUUGCCUGGGGAUAGUCCGAAUUACCGGCCUGGACAUGGUGUCGUGUUGGGAUAUCUGGCAUUAUUCCUCUUUGGAGGAAGCAUCUUCACGCACUUCAUGCUGAUCGGGGAGAACAAGAAGCGCGAGUCCGGGAAGCGGGAUAAUUGGAUCGCGGGCAAGAGCGACAGUGAGAUUGAGCUGUUGGGUGAUAAGAGGCCGGAUUUCUUAUACACUACUUAG
Molecule: messenger RNA, 1458 nt
Organism: Saxophila tyrrhenica
Lineage: Eukaryota; Fungi; Ascomycota; Dothideomycetes; Mycosphaerellales; Extremaceae
Exons: 5
Coding region: 1-1458 (485 amino acids)
Biological process (GO): transmembrane transport
Cellular component (GO): membrane
Molecular function (GO): transmembrane transporter activity
Source: RefSeq, a predicted model, not a curated record